Messenger RNA from Penicillium cinerascens, 525 nucleotides. Its product is annotated as DUF924 family protein. The coding region runs from base 1 to 525 and encodes 174 amino acids. The transcript has a single exon. Gene Ontology annotation, molecular function: protein binding. NCBI's taxonomy places the organism in Eukaryota, Fungi, Ascomycota, Eurotiomycetes, Eurotiales, Aspergillaceae. The record is from RefSeq and is a predicted model, not a curated record.
AUGCCAGUUAAAACCUAUCAAAAUGUCCUCGACUUCUGGUUCGGAAAGAAAUCGACCGGCGAUUAUCUGAAAGAGAAGUCAUUCUGGUACGGUAGUCCAUCAGACGAUGCCUACGUGCGCAAAAACCUCGGUGACUCAUAUCAAGAAGCCAAAGACGGCAGCCUCGACGAAUGGAUGCGUGAUGGGGAAGGCGAAGGAGCCUUAGCUUUGAUUCUGCUCCUUGAUCAAGUCCCUCGAAACAUCUUUCGCGGAACACCGCAGGCGUAUGCCACGGAUUUCAAGGCAGUGACCGUGGCGCGCUAUGCGGUAGAUCAGCAUUGGGAUGAACGGCUUCCGGCUAUCCAAAGACGAUACAUGUACUCGCCUUUCAAUCACUCGGAGGAUUUGAAGGAUCAGGAACAUUCGGUCCAAUUGUUUGCUAAAUUGGGAGAUCCGUAUCAUCUGCACUGGGCGAAGGACUUUCGUGAUCAGAUUAAGCGCAAUGGGCGCUUUACCCAUCGGGAUCCCAUUUUGGGGAGGUCGUAA